Molecule: messenger RNA, 1709 nt
Organism: Larimichthys crocea (large yellow croaker)
Lineage: Eukaryota; Metazoa; Chordata; Actinopteri; Sciaenidae
Gene: nudt5
Product: nudix (nucleoside diphosphate linked moiety X)-type motif 5
Exons: 10
Coding region: 184-840 (218 amino acids)
Biological process (GO): nucleoside phosphate metabolic process; ribose phosphate metabolic process
Cellular component (GO): nucleus
Molecular function (GO): ADP-ribose diphosphatase activity
Source: RefSeq, a predicted model, not a curated record
GAGCGGUGUGAAGUAUAGAGCAGCUGGCUGCCGCCAAAAUAAUAGAAAAAAAAACAAAGAGAGGAAGAAUGAGCAGAUGUAGCGGGGGGAGUGAACUUUAGCGUCCCCUCCUCGUAGCUGCUAAGUUAAUUGAGUAACUCAUGAUCAGACGUCCAGGCUCGUCAGCGCUCUGAUGUAUUGAAAAUGAACAACACCGAGGAGCCCAAAGUGAGCACAGUGCCACACAUAGUGAAGGAAGAGCUGAUUGCCACCGGAAAGUGGGUGAAGCUGGAGAAGACGACCUACGUGGACCCUGCUGGAAACACCAGAACCUGGGAGACUGCCAAAAGGACGACGAGACGAGCCAACACAGAAGCAGAUGGUGUCGGGAUCAUCGCCCUGCUCAAACGGACGCUCCACAAAGACUGCGUGGUGAUGGUUAAGCAGUUUCGUCCUCCUAUGGCGUGUCACACUCUGGAGUUCCCUGCAGGGUUGAUUGACGAGGGAGAGAGCGCAGAGGUUGCUGCGCUGAGGGAGCUGAAAGAAGAAACCGGCUACAAAGGGGAAGUAGUCGGCGUCACUCCAGUGACCUGUCUGGACCCCGGUCUGUCUAACUGCACCACCCAGAUCGUCAUGGUCAACAUCAAUGGAGAUGAAAUGGAGAAUAUCAACCCGACACAACAGCUGGGUGAUGGAGAGUUCGUUGAAGUUGUUCUUUUGCCUCUUGACGAAUUCCAGAUGAAAAUAGACGAGCUGAUGAAGAAAGAAAAAAUCAUUGUGGACGCCAAAGUGUACAUCUUUGCCAUGGGGAUGGUCCAGGCCUUCUUUAAGCCGAGGGAGCUGCCCAUCCUGAAGCAGUGAAGCUGAACGCUCAGGAUGAGAACGAGAGGAAGAAAUAGUCUUUGCUGUUACAUGGGGCUCCUACACGGGACUGCAAAAUUUUGUAUUGGAAAGAAAAUUGAACGCUUCCAAAUUAAUAUGAAGAAGCUGUGUGAAGAGAUGUUGUUGCAUUGUGGUUUCAAUCCUCAUGUAACCUCAGAUUUUAAUAUUGGUUUCUGUGACCGACACAACUGUGUGUAAAUCAUACCGAACAGAAAAAUCUAAAUCAAAAGAUGAAAUCCAGGGCUUGGAUUUAGAAAGUGAGCCUAUGAAGGAGCCCUGUUUCCAGGGCUUUUUUUGUCCUCAGCCUGGCGAGGCCUGAAACAUCCAUGCGGGGGUCAAAUGUGUGCACUUAACGCAGAAUAUGUUUCAGGCCUUAGUCUUGUAUGCCUUAAAUGACAAAUAGUCAUUUCCAGGUUUUUAUGAGAUUACAAGUAGUUUGACGAGAUGUAGUUUGUUGUCAUGUUUCAUAGUGAUUGUAAGACAUUCCAUUACAUGUGCUAACAAACUGUUUCACUUUACAGGAGGAGAGAAAUCAGACUCAGGUUUGGUUAACGUUCCCGUCUGAAUUUGCACUAACAUUUAACAUCAUACAGAGACCAAUCAAUCCUCAGAAGAAACGGCUCGGUCAUACAAGCUCCACACCCUUUCUCUGGAUUUUGGUAUAUUGAUAACAGUGUUAACAGUAUGACUGUAAUGUACUGUAUCGAUAAAGAUAACUGAUUAAGAAGAAAUAAGUUAUGCUGUGCCUCCGACUUUGUUAUGGUGCAAUUAACUGGAAAUUUACUUACCCAAGCAACUAGAAAUUUUACUGACCAAUUAAUAAAUGUGAUACUAUCUUUGAUCUUAAA